GUUUUGAAAAAAUUAAAUCGAACAUUUUUAAGUAUCUUAAAUUUGUCCUUAUUCACAAUUUUUCAAAAUAUUUCUAUUAUUCUAUAUAUAUUACAUACAAAAACUAGGUAUCGAAAUUAAAAUUUCGGAACAUAUGGUAUAUAUAUAUUUGAAAUCGAGCGCUGUUGCAACAAUGAAAAUAAUUUCAAAUUGCAAAGGAAUGUACAAUUGGAAAGCAGCGAACUGUUACAAACAAGAGCACAAAGCGUGCCACCCGGCACGGUCUCUUCGUUUAUCCUCGUCGUCCCCUCGCCCACAAAAAACCGGUUUGGGCGACAAAAGUGUCCGUCUGUGAACUGGUACUUGGAGAUAUUUCUUUUAGAAACCUUCACACCUAUUCGGAAAAAUUUGGCGUAACGAUAAGUCUUCUGCGCCGCGAUUUAAUGAUAUAAGUUGACUGGUUUCCUAUUAAUUGUCGUGUUCACUUGUAUUUUCAUCCCUAUAACAUUUCUUGAUAGAGAAACACCAUUGGCUAAGCACGCUACCCAAUUUCCUCAUCUCCUAUUCGUAAAUAUUGUACCAAUUUCCUUUAACAUGUGCUUCUUCUGGAAACGAAUCGAAGUUAGAAGAGAAUAAACAUCUGAUAGAACGUUCUUAAGCUGAAAACUAAACAAAAUUAAUUAUAAAACAUUCAAUAGAUUUUAUUUCAACAUUGGUAUGAAAAUAAAUAUUGUACAAUAUGACUGACAGUGGAGAAGAGAUUGAAUUGUGCCAGAAUGUCGGACCGCAUGAACUGGUGGAAGUGAAGUCCAAAGCAGUGGUUAAGUUUUCCGCAGUGCAGGUGCCAGUAAGCUUCAAUCGUCUACAAUGCAACACCAAUUUGAACUUGCCACCUUCUAAUUGGUUGACCACGUCAGACAACAGUGGGCUACAUCAAGCACUCUACCAAUCCCCCGGUUUCGCUAGUUUCAGCAUUGCCCACAUGUUUCCCGACUGUGUGGGCGAGGUGGAUGUUGUGACGGAUGCAGAAAACAUAAAACGGCUUUUGAAGAUGCCCUAUACAUCGAAAAGCGCCAUCAGCAUGAUUGUGCAUAAGGUGGGCAACACAUUAUUAUUGGAUGAGUUUGACAUACAGAAGUACUUGCUACGUAAAGCCGAUGAUGAUUGGAAAUGGUUACGUACCUUUAUAUUAGAGCAUAUUAUGGCAUAUGGUGAAAAGGAUCAUAGCUUCUGUCUCAAAGACAAAUCACGCGAGGCAUUACAAACGAAAAACUUGCUCUCGAAAUUCCUCUAUUACAGCUUAAAGCAAUCGGGUGUUGAGGAACCUGAACAAGAGGCACAACGCUCACGACCCGUUUUACCCAUUACCGGUCCAGUAUUACCUGAACCGAAAGUAGAGGAGAAUGUGCCAGAUCCCAAAUCGAGUCAUGUCUUCAAUCGCAAUGUGCUCUGGACAUUUGAAGAUAUACGAAUGCUCAUCGGCACUGAUAUGCCGAUUUUCGGUGGACCCAAUCGCCCAUGUAUUAGUUUAAGGUUGCGUGAUAUGGCUAAACCGAUCAAUGUACUGACCGGUAUUGAUUACUGGCUGGACAACUUAAUGUGUAACGUGCCGGAGGUAGUCAUGUGUUAUCACCUGGAUGGUAUUGUGCAGAAAUACGAAAUAAUAAAAACGGAAGAUCUACCUUACCUCGAGAAUUCACAGUUUUCCCCACAAGUAGUGCGCAAUGUCGCACAAAAUAUACUGGCAUUCUUGAAGGCGAACGCGACCAAAGCUGGACAUACUUAUUGGCUGUUUAAAGGUCGCAACGAUGAUGUUGUAAAACUCUAUGAUCUCACAACACUCUGCCAAAAAGACUCCGAAGCUAAUAGGUGUGAUGAAAAGCAGGAAAAUCCCUUCACUGUGCCUGUAGCCAUGCUGCUGUACACAGUGGCGCGCAAUAUGAAGAAUACGGCGACACAGAUAACACCAAAGAUGGCGGGUAGCAUAAAAGCUUUGCUCGAUAAUUGCAUAAAGCUGCUGUCCAAGGAGAAAUAUCCACAAAUCGUAACAUCAUCUCACUAUAUACUCUCCGAUUUGCACGUGCCGGCCGGCAUUGACCCCAAAGCCCCUAAAUUUGAUAACACCGAUAUGGAUUCCGAUACGCAAUCUGUUUACGAAGAGGAUGAAGAUGGUGAUUCGAUUACUGAUGAUGAUUUCAAUUUGAAUGACACGCACAAUGAGCUCAGUGAAAAUGUCGAACACAGCGACAAUGUGGCAAUGAAACAAAUUUGCGAUACGCUCAAAGAAUUAAAUCUGGAUGCACAAAUUAAAAAUGGUAAACGUGUGCCGCGUGCGCCAUCGCCACUGCAGGCUGGCACAGAGGAACGUUGUCGCAUAUCAUUGGAGCAUAUAAGCGCCGGCAUUGCAUGUUUGAAAUUUUUCAAUACUAGUGAAGAGAAGUUUAUCAAAGAAAGUGAAGUGCGCGCCAAGGAUGAAGAAAAACAGCGCAUAUUGCAUGAGGAACAGCAUCCGAAUAUGGCGAAACCCUUCAAACCCAUACCGCUACCUUACGAGAGUCUAAGCAAGCAGCUGUUAAAUGGUGAAGCUGAAGCAAACAAAAAUUCGGUUGACGAAGCUGCGGACGACAGCCAUUCGGUGCAAAGUGAGAAGGAGAAGAAAACUAAAAAAUCAAAAGCGAAGCGCAAUAAGGGCAAAGAGUUGAAAGAAAGCCAAAACGUAAAAGUGGACGCCAAUCAAGCGCCAACACAGCCACAAGCCGAAGACAAACGCAUUGCAACGAAGUUUAAUACACAAAAUUUCGGCUCUUGGAAUGUGCACUUGAAGUUGCUGUUGCUGGAGAAGGCUUGUCUCACCUACGCCACCUACGCGGAAUACCAUUAUGUAGAGAAGAUGUAUGGUAGUUGCUUAAAGGCUAUUUAUAUGGCCUGCCGCUGUCAGCAGGUGGUGUUGAAAUACAUGUCCGAUAUAGUUUCGCAAAAGAGCUGCUUGCUGGGACGCGCCGGCGAUUGUUUCUUCCAAAUGGCUAAGAAUUGGCAGGACAUUGACAGUUAUCUUGCGCAAUUCAACGAAGUUUCGGAAAUAGCACAAAAUAUCAAUAAUGAGUUAGUUAAAGACCUGAAUGGUGACGACAUCAUCGAAUUGAUCACGCCAAUGGCUAAUAUUGAACACUUAAUGCUGUCCAGCUGUAAAUGCUAUGAAAACGCUAUUGAAUGCGUUAGUGAGGCGGUUGCCACAGACGAAGAUGCCAAGAGUGAGUUGUUGCGUCGUUUGGGCAAUGUGCGCAACGAGCUGGGUCUAAAAUACAUGUUUUGGGCGCAAGAGGAAUUUGCAAAAGAUAUGGAGAAAAAAUCAAAUAAAUCGCCGAACGAUAGUGAUUCAACCGAAAUUAAUACGUCAGAUAAAAGUCAAACCGAUGAAGCCGAACACGACAAAACGCCGGAGAAGUCUGAGGAACCAGUAUAUAUGAAAUUGGCCAUGAAAUCGUAUGAUUGUCUGAUACGCGGCAUUUCAGCGUUUAACGAGGUGCAGGACAAUGUUAAUCUGGCAUUUUUAUAUUGCAACAUGGGUCGCUUUAUGCGUUUUCGUGCACACUUGUAUCUGCCUGAAGAGAACAUUGACUUUGUGCGCAAACAGAAGAUGUUCUAUAGUGAGGCUUUCUCGAAUUAUGAAAAAGCUAAAGAUGUGCUGGGCUCACGAAAAUGCAGUGCGGAGCUGUGGGAUUUAGUGAAUUGGGAACUUUCAACUGCGACGUUUACCUUAGCCAAGCAGUUACAAGACUUUAGCACUGCUGAUGAGGCUACACGCGCUGAAUUGGAGAAACAAGUAUUGGAGUUGUUACAAAAAUCACUCAAGCUGUGUGACUUAGAGCAUACUGGCUCUAGACAAAUACUCUACACUUAUCGCUCUGGUCUAAUACAUAAGCGCAUCGCAUCAUUUCAUUAUAGCCAAUUGCGUAAUAGCUGCACUGACAGCUCGUCAAUACCAAAAACCACUUUGCAACUGUGCAAGCAUCACUAUGAGCGUGCCGCUGCUAUAUUAGAUAGCUUGCGCGAAGCUAGCGAUUAUUUGGUUGUGCAACUUGAACGCAUUUCACUGCAGGAAUUCUUAGCUGAAAUUUCGCCGCAUAUUGCACAAAAAGUCAAACAUUUGCAGGCCGCCUUGACCUUGUGUCUCAAGUCGAAAGUGGUGUUCGAAUGUGCCUUAACCACAAAUAAUGCCACAGAGAGCAGCACAACGUAUGAUGAAUUCCGCAAGCAUAUGCUAUUAUUUGAAAGUCGUUUGCAAAACACUCUGAAAACAUUGAUAAAAAUGUUGCUCAACGGCAAGGACCCCAAAAGAUUAGUAGAACUUUAUAAGAAAAUGUAUAUGACAACUUUGACGUGCAAACGGACAGCUGAGCAGCAGCAAAGCGCGUCCGUUGAACAGUUGGCGCAGCACUAUGUCACUUUAAUGCAGCGUCUAAAUGAACUGGAGCAGUCACACACGCCAAAUGCAGCUGAGAAGCUUUAAGCUAACAUCUACUGCUAUUAUGCUACAAUUAAAGUUUAAUUAAAUCAUAUUCAAUAUGACUGGCUAUGAAAUCUCGCAGCGCUUACUUUAAGUUGUUAUUAAUUUUAAGUAACUUCGAUUUUCUAACACGUAAGCUUAUGGUCACCGUUACUGAAUUAAAUUCGACCGUGAGCUUUGCUUUGUGCAGAGACCCUGGUGGUAACAUUAAAUUAGAAUUGUGGUAAGACCACGUGAUGAAAUACAUAUAUUAGUAUUAAGUUAAUUUUAUUAUUUUAACGAAUUACUAAUUAAUUAAUUAACGCACCUCAUUUUGUACCAUUUGACUGUAACUAGUGCGCUAAUAAAGCGUAAACUGUAAUACAAA
Bactrocera oleae (olive fruit fly) is the source of this 4853-nucleotide messenger RNA. RefSeq names its product erythroid differentiation-related factor 1. Gene Ontology annotation, biological process: positive regulation of DNA-templated transcription. NCBI's taxonomy places the organism in Eukaryota, Metazoa, Arthropoda, Insecta, Diptera, Tephritidae. The record is from RefSeq and is a predicted model, not a curated record.